Messenger RNA from Lachancea nothofagi CBS 11611, 3000 nucleotides. NCBI's taxonomy places the organism in Eukaryota, Fungi, Ascomycota, Saccharomycetes, Saccharomycetales, Saccharomycetaceae. The record is from the annotation of a GenBank genome assembly.
AUGACUACGGCGAUCGGGAUGCUACAGAAUAACGGCUUGGCCAGUCCUGAGGGAAAGAAUGCGGCAAUGGGCAACGGGUUAAAAGCAGGCGAGAAGGUGAGCUCCGCUGGCCUUUCCAAGGAAUUGAACAAACAAUCGCAGCAGAAGCUUCUCGACGCUGCUUCAAAGGCGCCCAAGCUCCCGCAUGUAGAGGUCAAUCAACUGCCGCUGGCGCUUUUGAUCCGUAACCUUACAGUUUUCUCCAUUAAAGAACUUGUGCAAUUCCUGAAAACUAGUGUCCACGAAGGCCAGGAUGCUACAGUAAAGAAGACUGCAUUUUUGCAACUGGUGGUUUAUCUGAGGAACCAGUUCCUCAAAAUCUACGUACUUGUGAAAUGGUGCCGAACCAUAAGGAACAACAACUUUAACUCUAUGAUCGACUUACUCAAUUGGUUCCGAGGUUCUAAUAUGGUGGUCAAUAACUGCAUAUGGGCUCUGAAGGCGAGCUUGGCCGGUAUGACAAAUGCCAAGCUACCUAAUCCAGAUUUGAUCACCGCACUUGAAGUCUUGAGUCUGGGUCGACCUAAUCUGCCGACUCACAAUUUUACUCUAAGCGGGGACGAAGAUUCUCACAAUGGAUCCAAGACGUCGGUGGUCCCAUCAAAACUCAUUUUAAAAAAGUUGAGGGAUAUGAAUAUCAUCAUGUCCGUCAAAGUAUCUGUAAUGGAGCUUCCCGAACAAUUCAAACAAUACUCUGUCCGGGAUGGUCGACUUUCAAUUCGCGUUGAUAAUGAAUUUGAGAUACAGCUCUCUACAACCGACCAAAGAUCCCCUCUUUUCUUCGUUGAUCUAAAACUGCUGUUCAACGAGUUCUUGCCGUUGAACAAAUAUAAGCUAGAAAAAGUCAUCAACGAAGUGCUUUACAAAAGCCCACGUCCUCUUUUUGCUCUCUAUCGGCUUCUCCAUAACCACGUUCUGUCCGUCCAAAUGUACAUGAUCCAUGCAGAACUUUUGGACCUCGAAUCCAACAGCAAAUACUCCGGUGGUAAUCUAGUGCAUCACUACGAUUCGAGAAAGAAUAUCAUAAACCUCAAAUACUGGUUACAAAGUCGACUCAAGGGUAAGUGUAAUGCAACUAUUGGGGUUGAAGGGAAAACGGGCAGUAUUAUCCUAAAGUGGAACGUUGAAGGCAUAGUUGAGAACCAGCCUGAUGUACCUGUGCCUUAUACGAAUGUCUUGACUAACUUGGGAAACAUUUUGGACGAGAUAAUGUUUAACCACUCUCAAAUGAUUAAAACGGAACUUCUUUCUACUGGGGUAUUGCAAGAGGAUGAGGAUAUUUCCGACGCGUUGUUGUUCAACGUUCCCUCAACUCCGGCGUCAGUCAUUCCCAUUCAACUUAAGAUAAACUUGAUCAGUGGUGUGUUCUACGUGAGGAAUCCAAGUGGCUUAUUAACAUUUUACAUCAACCAAAUCAACAAAACUACUACAACUGACGACUUCAUCAAAGUUUUGAGCAGGCUUAAACUCGAUAAGAUCAUCUCGAUUUUAAGAAACAUGUUUGAAAAGGUUGGCUGGGUUUGCAAAAACGUCGUGAAGUUAAGUGGACCAGUUUCAAAAGAUCCAAGCAGGGCUCAAGAGAAGAUAUUGUCGCGUGACCUUUUCAUCAGAUUGAAUAGCUGGCCCGCCAAUUGGUAUCUCAUUCUCAGCGUAAUAUCCUCAAAUACCGCGUGCGUUAUUGAGAAGAGAAUCGGUAAAAUUACCGCCUCGAAAGGAAAUUGGGAAUUGAGGUACUUGGAUACUGAAAAUGUCGCCACCCUGAAGCUUGAAUCCAUGACUUACCAGAAAAUAAUUCAUUUGAAGAAAACAAGCUUGCAUACGAUUGUCGAUCAUAUGAUAAUCGAUUCUCUCAAUGAGCUACACAUCCGAAACAAGAUUUGCGCUGGCAAUAACCUGAACGCCGUGCCAGACUAUAUUUUACGCGACGGCCAGUCACAUCAUCUAUCGGUGUUGAGCAUAGAGUUGGAGUCUUUUCUCGGCGGUUCUUGUGCACUGAACCAUAUACUCGAGAAGACCAUGUUCCUGCGUAUCGACUACCAAGAUAGCAAGAUAAAGCUAUUUGGGAAGUUCAAGCACAAUAGUAAAGUGAUAGGAUACCAAUACAACGAUAUGCUGAUGGAAUUUACUGACAAAGGAGCAUUGUCAUUCUUCAUGUCAGAAAUUUUCACUGAUCUGAACAAUAUCGUCCAACAUUUUAGUGCUUUCAAACAAAAGUUGAUGCAGAUUGUGACUCUUACAGAUGUAAUUGAAAGAUUACACGACUUCUAUUCCGAGAACUUCAGCAUUGUUGCUCUAAAGCCGAACGAAAUCUCUUUCAAGUAUUUGAAGAACAGUAACGAUGAUUAUGACUGCAGAAUUCACAUUCUUACCAGUGAUCACAGCGUUGAGAAUUUAGACGUCAAAUUGUCGCCGUCAAAUCCGCAAUACAUUAUUCAACCCUUUAUUGAGUCUAGCAAGCAGGACUAUCACUUCGUUUUCAACUACCUGCAGUUUACGUCCGGGUUCUUCGGAGUACUGGGGUCGAUUUUAACUUCACCUGGAAACAACGUGAAAGCGACCAAUGGAUAUACCACGGUGUCGCUCCAACUGCAUAACCUGUCCGAGUACGAACUAAUAUAUUAUAAUCCGGAGACAAACACUAAGAUCACGUUGAUGAUAGAGCUGCGCAACGUAUUUUUGAACGGUGUCAAGAAACUGCGCUAUUUCGUACAUUUCGCAGACGACGAGCAUAUUUCUACUAAAAGCCCUGCAUACCCACUAGUGCAUCAAGUACGCAACACUGUAUUCAUGAUUGAUAGUGCUACCCUGGUCACAAGUGACACCAUCUCUGGCCUUGGGUCUCCCAAGAAACCUAAAGCCUCCUCUGUGAUCAGACUAACGGAAGGUCUAUGCUGUGAUGCGGCUGAUAUCGAGCUUGUCAUCAAGGACAUUAACGAUAUUCUCAAGAUCGAUUGCAUAUAA